Messenger RNA from Cavia porcellus (domestic guinea pig), 4851 nucleotides. Its product is annotated as zinc finger protein 709-like. Gene Ontology annotation, molecular function: RNA polymerase II cis-regulatory region sequence-specific DNA binding; DNA-binding transcription factor activity, RNA polymerase II-specific. Lineage: Eukaryota; Metazoa; Chordata; Mammalia; Rodentia; Caviidae. Bases 144 to 1346 code for a protein of 400 amino acids. Gene Ontology annotation, cellular component: nucleus. Gene Ontology annotation, biological process: regulation of transcription by RNA polymerase II. The transcript has 4 exons. The record is from RefSeq and is a predicted model, not a curated record.
CGGGCCAAGGUAGGCGGUCUCUUCCUGUGUCUUGGCGUCUACUGUGUGUCGGGGGAAGAGCUUGAUGUUUGCUGGACCGCAUUUUGUGGCUUCUAUUCGCUGUGGACUGCUUAGAAAGAACUGGGAGACCUCCGAAAUACGCAAUGGAGGUGGUGACCUUUGAGGAUGUGGCUGUCAGCUUCACCAGUGAGGAGUGGGCUUUGCUGAGUCCAUCCCAAAAGAAGCUCUACAGAGAUGUGAUGGAGGAAAGCUUUAGGAACAUGGCUGCUAUAGGAAGACUUGGGGAUAACCAUGAAGCUGAAAAAGAAUGCAAAACUUACUGGAGAUAUUUAAGAAAUGACAAGAUAGAGAAAUGCAAUGGUUAUAAAACUUGGAAUCAGUAUGAAGAAACAUUUCCUUGUACCCAAGAUGGAAAUGUGGAUGUUAAAGAAACCGACACACAUCACAAUGAUGUUCAGAUCCAUGAAAUGCACUGCAAUGGAGGGAAACCUUAUGCAUGUAAGCAAUGUGGGAAAGCUUUUACCAAACGUGGAAAUUGUCAGCAACAUGAAAGAAUUCACACUGGAGAGAAACCAUAUGUAUGUAAGCAAUGUGGGAAAGCUUUUACGACACGUGGGUAUUGUCAAAUACAUGAAAGAAUUCACACUGGAAAGAAACUCUGUGUAUGUAAGCAAUGUGGGAAAGCUUUCACUACACGUGGAGCUUGUCAAAUACAUGAAAGAAUUCACACUGGGCAGAAACCCUAUGUAUGUAAGCAAUGUGGGAAAGCUUUCACGACACUUUCAUGUUGUCAAAGACAUGAAAGAAUUCACACCGGGCAGAAACCCUAUGUAUGUAAGCAAUGUGGAAAGGCUUUCAGCACAAAAUGCUCUUGUCAAUCACAUGAAAUCACUCACACUGGGGAGAAACCAUAUAUGUGCAAGCAAUGUGGGAAAGCUUUCAGCAGAAACACUCAUUGUCGAAGACAUGAAAGAACUCACACUGGGGAGAAAGCAUAUAUGUGUAAGCACUGUGGGAAAGCUUUUACCACAAAUGCAUAUUGCAAAGCACAUGAAAGACUUCACACUGGAGAGAAACCUUAUGUAUGUAAGCAAUGUGGGAAAGCUUUUACCAUAAAUGAAUAUUGCAAAAUACAUGAAAGACUGCACACUGGAGAGAAACCUUAUGUAUGUAAGCAAUGUGGAAAAGCUUUCAACAGGUACAGUGAUCGUACAAUACAUGAAAGAACUCACACUGGAGAGAAACCCUAUGUAUGUAAGCAGUGUGGGAAAGCUUUCUCCACACAGCAAUAUUGUCAUAUACAUGAAAGACUUCACACUGGAGAGAAACCCUAUGUAUGUAAGUAGUGUGGGAAAAGUUUCACCAGGCACAAUCAAUGUAAAACACAUGAAAGAACUCCCAUUGGCUAUUAAUUGUAUGUAUGUAAGCAAUGUUUGAAAACUUUACCACAGGCAGAUCUUAUCAUAUACAUGAAAGAAUUCACACUGGGGGAAACCCUAUGUGUGUGAACAAUGUGGGAAAGCUUUUAGUACAAACAGUCAUUGGCAAACAUACAAAAGAAUUCACACAGGGUUUCUAUGGAAAAUGAGAUAAUAUAGUAAGCAUUGUUCAUUUUCUGUUAUUUGGUUUGAAUGCCCUGUAAUACUCUCAUUCUCUUGAAUGGUUUUAUGCUAUUUUGUUAUGUUUGAUACUAUUGUAUAUGAAGUUAUGCUCAACUAUUUCAAAGAAAGAGACAUUAUGGUAGCUACUGUUAAUUAUGGGUUGUCUUGUGGUGAAAUACUGUGUUGCUUACAUUGUUCUGUUCUCAACUGCUUUCUUAUGUCCUCUUUUGUUUUAAUCUCUUUAAAAUUAAAAAAAUUCAUACAAGGAAUAAACACUGGCUACAUAUAAGCAAUGUAGGAAAGCUUUCAGCAGGCCCAGUGAAUGUAAUAUACAUGAAAAAAACUUAACUGGGUAGAAACCAUAUGUGGGUAAGUAAUGUGGGAAAGAUGCCUGUCCACACACUGUUUGAAACAUAUGAAAGAAUCCUCAAUGGGUACACACUUAAUAUAUAUAAUGUUGUUGAGCUGGGUGUGGUAGCCCAGGCCUAUAAUCCCAACAGUCCAGAGAGUGAGGCAGGAGGAUCAUUGUGAGUUCAAGACCAGCCUGGGCUACUAAGUAAGCUCAAGGGCCACCUAAACUGCAUAUUGAGACCUUGUCUCAAAACAGAAAUACAAACAAAAUAUAUAUAUAAAGAUCUUGUUUUGAAAUUCUGGUGAAAAUUUCUCAUGUGGAGACCAGAAGAAAUAAUUAAUACAAGAUAUUUGAUAUCAAUAUUUCUUCACAAAUGUUCCAGAAAAUACAAAUCUGAGGUGGAGUGCUCCUAAAUUACUAUGUUGUAUGGCUUUCAAUAAGUCACUUAUAAAUAUUCAAAUUUUGUACAUGUAGGAUUUCAUAUAAAAAAUACUGAGUUGAUGUAAAUUUGCAUUUUUGAGUGUCUUUGUGCUUAACCAUAGUGUGUUUUAAUUAAACGUGAAUUGAAAUGCACUUUUUAUUUUCAAGUAUGGUUAGUGUCUUUGUAGUUAAUGUUUUGUCUUUAAAAUUGGGAGAUAUAGGCCACCAAUGAUUUCAUUUUUGUAUUAUUUUUAUUAAUUGUUGGGAUUUUGCCUCUUAUGUUUUUGUUCAGUUUUUGAUGCCUAUACUUCAUCUUCGGUGUAACAAAUGAUGUUUCUGAAUUUGAUGCUACAUAUUAUAUUAAGAUCCACAGUUUCAGAGGCUUGUGGGCAUGUGUUUUUAACAAAGUUGAAUUAUUUUUCACACAAUUUGUAGAUUGGCAAAUGUCGUGUUAUUCAUAUUGUGACAAGAUACCUGCUUAUACCCUAAUGUCAUUGUCUAUCAUGUCAUGUACAUUGUGUUGCCUGUUUUUCUUUCUUAUUGGAGUCAAUAUUAUUUAUGUAAACAUUUGUUUUCUUGCCACCCAAAUUUUACUUGUCAUGUUUAUAUUGCAUUGAUUUUUACUUUAUUGUUAAUUUUUCCAUCACAUGUACUAAAAAUCAACUGUACUACCGUGAAUUUCUGAUUGCUCCAGACCAGCUGAACCAUAAAUUGUCUUGAAAAGCAUAUCAGGAAUUAUAGUAAUAUCUCCAAGAAGUAUAAACAAUAGUAUGAUUUAUCAGUAACAACACAUCAAAAGGAAGUUUUCUCAGUUGCUUUUGGGAAAUUGGUUGGUACCAAAAUGUAUUUUAUUCUAUUUGUAGUAAUUAUUGCUUUUUCUUAAUACACUGAACUAAUGAAUGAAAGGAAAAUUUAAAUUGAGAGGUAUCAGUGUUGUAAAAGAUGACUUUACUAAAUUCUAAUUCACAAUGUGUUGUUUUUAACCAGUUUUUGAGAUAAAUCUAUACAAUACCAUUUUGGUGUUCAUAAGAACACUGUCUGAUGUUUGCAGUAUGUACCAGUUGCUGUCAGUCACCUACACUGACCUGUUUUCACUCUUUUUAACAUAGGUGUAAUUUGUAAAGUUCUUAAUACACUGUUCUUGAAUACAAAAACUACUCAAAUUCUGAAUGUUGUCACAAACCUAUGAUAUUAUGAAAACAUCUGUGAGUACUACAUUAAGUAUCCCUAGUACAAUGAGUAUAGUUUUAUUUAGUCUGAAUUAUGCUCCAACACAUAAACUGUUCACCAAUUGUGUAAUUUCUUCUAAAAUUAUGUCAAUUUCCUAUCUGAUACAUAUAGUUUGUGGACUAGAGUCUGUACAGUGCCAAUUUUUAUAACUUACAACAUGUGGCCAACUUCUCUGGAGCACAUUUCUGAUUACUGUCACAAGGAAAAUAUGUCCUGUGUAUUGCUCUUCUAGCUACUAAUUGAAUAUUGAAUCUUUAUGACAUUUGUCCUGAAUACAUUUAUCUUCUCAUUUUACCAUGAAAAUAAAAGUUGAUGGUAAUAUUGAUGCAUACUUGUAAUCCCAGGAACUCAGGAGACUUAACUGGGUGGAUAAAACAGUUGCAUUUAGCCUGUUCAAUUUGGUGGAAUCUUGUUUUAAAAUAUAUCUUCAAUUUCUGCAGAUGUAGGCUGGUGCUUUUGUAGUCCCAGACUGAUUCCCCUUAGAUUAUUCUAACACUGAGUUACUCACCAUAGUUGUCCUUUUUCUCUCUUGACCACUUAGCAUUUUACCCAAGCACCACAGGGGCAGCGCAUUUGUUUAGGGACUGGCUAUCCUGAGCAUAUAUUCUUUCUGAGGUUGUGACCCUAUUUUCCUUGGGAAUUAUGGGUAUGAAUCUAUGGUUUCAUUUUUCUUUUUCUUUCUUUCUUUUUUUUUUUUCCCCCCCCCCCGAGACAGAGUCUCACUAUGCAAAUCAGGCUGGCCUUGACUCAUUUUGUAGCCCUGGCUGGUCUCGAGCUUGCAACGAUUCGCUUGGCUCAGCCUCCUGAGUGCUGGGAUUACAGGUGUGCACCACCAUGCCUGGCAAAUCUAGUUUCUAUACAUUAAAUAUUUGUGGUCAUGCUCAGAGAAAGAUUUUUUUAUGUAGUUUCUGGAGAAAAGGGUGAUGAAUUUUACAUGUUAAGGAGGACUUUGAAGUGACUCCAGGAAAGGGUCUUCCUCUAGUAAAUAUUAGGGUGUAAGGGUUGCUUUUUCACACUGGGAAAGGGGAGCAGCAGACCAUGCUCAGCUCGCAGAAUUAGCAUUUUGACUUCUUGUUGCCUCAUCACCAGGACUCAGUGUGAUUCGUCAGUCUCACCUUCCACGUGGAGAAGAGAUUUAAUGGUCUGAAUGUGGAAUUUUCUUUGACAGUAGCAGCAGGUGGCUUUUUUUCACUUUUGGUUGUUCUGUAGAAUAAUGCUGCCUAGUGAAUAUAGUAGAUAUGUACAUAA